UUCAUUCCUUUGCGAGUUUCACAACAACACAUAAUAGAAAUUGAAAGUGGAAUAUUGUGUCUCCCCUUGAAUACAGUUGGCGUAAUAUUAUUGAAAAAAGGUUAUAUACAUAUAAAUAAAUAACAAAUAUAUGGGGAAAAAGAAUAAAUAUAAGCAAAGCGAGGAUGCACCUUCAGCGCCGUCUCAACAGCAACAGGCGGCUGGAGGUAAUGCACCACCCAAUCCACAAGGGACAGCUCGUGCGCAGCCAUCGCAGCAGUCACAAGGACAAGGCGGUUCUUCAAUUAGUCAGCAAGCUCAAGGUAGCGGAGCACCAUCUCAGAUUAGUCAACAGAGCCAAGGUGGCGGCGAGCAACGUGGUCAACAAGGCGGCUGGGUAGGUCAAGGCGGGAAUCAGCAGCGUAGUCAACAAAGCGCCUGGGGAGGUCAAGGCGGGAAUCAGCAACGUGGCCAGCAAGAAGGCGGAGGCGCAGGCCGCAGUGGCUAUCAGCAACGUGGCCAACAGGGAGGUCGAGGCGGCUAUCAGCAACGUGGCCAACAGGAAGGCGGAGGCGCAGGCCGAGGGAGCUAUCAGCAACGUGGACAACAGGAAGGCGGAGGCGCUGGACGGGGCGGCUAUCAGCAACGUGACCAACAAGAAGGUCGAGGCGGCUAUCAGCAACGUGGCCAACAGGAAAGUCGAGGCGGCUAUCAGCAACGUGGACAACAGUCGAGACCCCAAGGUGGAGCAGCCUUGCCUCCACUACCAGACUUACCAGUUGGUUCUAUUAAACGCGGCACAAUUGGCACUCCUGGCCAGGUGGCUGUUAAUUAUCUCAAUGUCGAUAUGACCGAAAUGCCAGCUAAGGCGUACCAUUAUGAUGUGAAGAUUACCCCUGAACGCCCCAAGAAAUUCUUUCGUGAUGCCUUUGAGCAGUUUCGCAUCAUUCAUCUAAAGGGUGCCGCAGUGGCCUUCGAUGGGCGUGCUUCGUGCUUCUCAGUCGAUAAGUUGGAGACAGCCGGUAAUGGAGGUGAUGUCAAGGUAACUGAUCGGCAUGGUCGCACGUUGAAUUAUAAUGUGCAAAUUAAAUCUACGGCAUCUGAACAAAUAGAUUUAAAUUCACUCCGAUGUUAUAUGAAAGACAAGAUCUAUGACAAACCCAUGCAAGCUAUGCAGUGCCUGGAAGUGGUACUAGCGGCACCCUGUCAUAAGAAGACCAUCCGUGCUGGGCGCUCGUUUUUCAAGUCGUCAGAACCAAACCAACGUCUUGAUCUGGGCGAAGGCUACGAGUGUUUGAUUGGUCUGUAUCAGGCCUUUGUUCUGGGUGAUCGACCAUUCAUCAAUGUGGAUAUCUCACACAAGUCUUUUCCAAUUGCUCUAAGCAUGCUGGAGUAUCUUGAAAAUUACGGCCUAAAUUCGCGCUAUGCAACGAAAAUUACGACCACCACGAACUUACAACAAUCGCGCACAUAUAUUGAACAAUUUAUUAAAGGAAUUAAUAUAAUUUAUGAGCCGCCAGCGAGUUUCAAUAGUGCGCCUCGAAUCUUUAAGGUCAACGGAUUGUCACCUCAGUCAGCCGAUCAGCAGAAAUUCCAACUGGAGGAUAAAAAAGAGACGACGGUUAAGGAAUACUUCCGUGGUCGUAAUUACAUUUUAAAAUAUCCGAACUUGCAUUGUCUACAUGUUGGUCCUCCAGCCAAGCAGAUUUAUGUGCCGAUAGAGCUCUGUCGCAUUGAGGAAGGCCAGGCAUUGAACCGUAAAGAUGGAACCAAUCAGGUUUCAGCAAUGAUCAAAUACGCUGCCACCUCGACAAACGAACGCAAAGGCAAGAUUAUUAACUUACUGAAAUACAUUCAGCAUAAUCAAGAUCCGACUAUUAGUCGCUUUGGAAUUAAAAUUGUGGGCGAUUUUAUUACAGUCCACACUCGUACGCUCAAUCCGCCGCAGGUCGAGUAUAAGAACAAGUUUAUGACAUCGGUUAGAAACGGCUCCUGGCGCAUGGAUAACGCAAAGUUUUUGGAACUUCCGACAAAGGUCCAUAAAUGGGCUGUUUUGUAUUUUCACGAGCCGCGCGGUUUGGUAUAUAAUGAAGUGGCGGAUUUCGCAAGGAAGUUCCGUAGUCAGGCACUGACCACCGCUGUAAACCUCGAAGAACAAGCCGAGAUUCAACAGUGGAAAGAUGAUAGGCAAUUGGACAACUGUUUCGUGGACCUGAAGCGCGAUAAGUUUGAUUUGGUCAUUGUUAUAAUACCGAAUAGAGGAACGACUUACGACACAAUUAAGCAGAAGGCGGAGUUAACUCAUGGCAUACUCACCCAAUGCAUUAAGCAGUUUACGGUGCAACGCAAAUUAAAUGCACAACUGAUUGGCAAUUUGCUAUUGAAGGUCAAUUCAAAAUUAAAUGGAAUCAACCAUAAAUUGAAGGAUGACCCACUAACAAGACUUGUGAAUACGAUGUAUUUGGGUGCGGAUGUUACGCAUCCAUCGCCGGACCAAAGGGAUAUCCCUAGCGUUGUCGGUGUGGCCGCCUCACAUGAUCUCUAUGGGGCUGCCUAUAAUAUGCAGUAUCGCUUACAGCGCUCCACUGCGGAGGAAAUCGAGGAUAUGGAAGGCAUUGUUGGCGAACAUUUACGCAUCUAUCAUCAGUAUCAUAAGAAAUAUCCGGAUCAUAUUAUCUACUAUCGCGAUGGCGUCAGUGAUGGUCAAUUCCCUAAAAUCAAAUCACUCGAGUUAAGGGGCAUUUACUCGGCAUGUGCUAAGCUUAAAAUCAAACCGCAUUUAUGUUGCGCUAUCGUUGUUAAACGCCAUCACACAAGAUUUUUCCCUCAAGGUGAACCCUCGCAAUAUAAUAAAUUUAAUAAUGUAAAUCCUGGAACUGUUGUGGAUCGCACCAUUGUACAUCCAAAUGAGAUGCAGUUCUUUAUGGUUAGCCAUCAAUCAAUUCAGGGAACUGCAAAGCCAACGCGCUAUAACAUCAUCGAGAACACUGGCAACUUGGACAUUGACUUGCUACAACAAUUAACGUAUAAUCUAUGUCACAUGUUUCCACGAUGCACUCGCUCGGUUUCGUAUCCGACGCCAGCAUACUUGGCCCAUUUGGUUGCGGCACGUGGACGAGUCUAUCUAGCCGGAUCUCGUUUGGUCAAUUCUCCCCAAGUAGAAUACCAAAAACGUUUAAUUAAUGCUGGAUUUAUGAAGUCGAAUCCUAUGUACUUUGUUUAAAUAAGGAAUAAGAAUAUGCAUUCAUUUAUUUGACGUGUUGGCUGUUGGGUAAAUAAAAAUUCAUAUGCAUGCCGAUUUCAUUAA
Messenger RNA from Drosophila willistoni, 3286 nucleotides. RefSeq names its product protein argonaute-2. The transcript has 7 exons. Lineage: Eukaryota; Metazoa; Arthropoda; Insecta; Diptera; Drosophilidae. Gene Ontology annotation, molecular function: RNA binding; protein binding. The coding region runs from base 131 to 3202 and encodes 1023 amino acids. The record is from RefSeq and is a predicted model, not a curated record.